Messenger RNA from Didymodactylos carnosus, 330 nucleotides. The record is from the annotation of a GenBank genome assembly. Lineage: Eukaryota; Metazoa; Rotifera; Eurotatoria; Philodinida; Philodinidae.
AUGCAUGAGUUACCAGUGUACGAUGAGUUAGAAGUCGAUCAUCCAUCUGUUUUUGAUAUUCAUACUCAUGGCCUUAUCGAUGUUCAACCACCAACACUUGAUUUUUCAUCAUCAUUACAAAAUGAAAAUACAAAACCGGUUAUUAAUAAUUUCCUGAUGCCAAUCGACGGUCCGGUUUCCGAUUUAAGUAUACUAAAAUUAUAUUUAUUACGUGAUGUAUUUGAAAGAAAAAUGGAUGCUCGACGGAACGGUACAUUGGCGAUAUUUAUUAUAUGCAAAUUUAAUCCAUGUAAAUGUUCAUCAAUGCCAUGCCAUAAUACUGUGCCAUAG